AUGACCACUCCAAAAUCACGCAUCUUGCAGCUUGUGAAGCGACUAGAGGUGGAACGCGAGAACGAGUACGAAGGCGAGGCGACAGCAUGGAUCAAUCGAGACAUUGUUCCUCUCCCUCCCUCGCGUCGUACUUGGGGCUCUUGGUCAUUUGUAGGCUUUUGGCUUCUAACAGGAUUCAACAUCAGCGGGUGGACAACCGCGUCCAGCCUCCUUGGUUUAGGCCUCAAUGUCUGGCAGGCCAUGGUCUCCGUUGUAGUGGGAUACCUUAUCGUCGCUUGCGCGGUUGUUGCGAACGGAUUCGUCGGUGCGGAGUGGCAUGUCGGAUUCCCUAUCUAUAACCGCUUCGUAUGGGGCGUGUUUGGGAGCUUCUUCCCUUUGCUGAUGCGGAUAUUGUUGUCGCUCGUGUGGUAUGGCGUACAGCUCGUUUUCGGUGGAAAGAGCGUCAAGGUUGUUAUAGGCAGCAUCUGGCCUAGUUUCUACUAUUUGCGUAAUACGCUGCCUCCAGAUGCGGGUAUUCAGACAAACGACCUCGUCGGGAUUCUCAUUUUCGCAGCGAUGUCAGUCCCACUCCUGACGAUACCUCCAGAACACUUCCGCAAGCCCUUCCUCUUCGGCAGUAUCAUCAUGACGGUCACCACGUUCGCGAUCUUCACAUGGGCCCUAGCGAAGGAAGGUGGCGGCGGCCCCCUCCUCAGUCAUCCCAGCCAGCUCAGCGGCGUCAAGCCACUUACCGAAGGGUCCCAACUGGGCUGGGCUAUGGCGUAUGGCGUAAGCUCGACCAUCGGAGGUAUUUGCGCGGGCAUACUGAACCAGAGCGACUACUCGCGGUUUGCUGCAUACCCCCGAGCACAGCUCGUCAGCCAAAUGCUCAUCGUGCCGCUCAGCAACGUAAUGAUUGCUCUAUUCGGCAUCAUUGUUACGAGCUGUGCCGCGGGAUUCUACCCCGAUGACGGACUGCUGUGGGCCCCGUAUGACCUGUUGCGGGUCGUACAGCUUCGCGGCGGUCCAGGUGCUAGAGCGGCGUGCUUCUUUGCCGGCUGUGCAUUCGUGGUAUCGCAAUUCGGUAUCAAUGUCGCCGGGAACGCGAUCUCCGGCGGUAUAGACCUCUCCGGGUUACUCCCCAAAUAUCUCAAUAUCAGACGGGGUGCCUUACUCACGGCUGCGCUCGGAAUCGCUAUCUGUCCUUGGAAACUUCUCACAGGCUCCAGUGCUUUCUUAACCGUACUCAGUUCCUUUGCGGUGUUCCUGGGGCCCUUGACAGGUGUCAUGACGUCCGACUAUCUCGUCGUCAGGCAAAGCAAACUUCGUUUGUCGCAUCUAUACAUGCCUAACUCGGGUUCCAUCUAUUACUUCGCGUAUGGUGUCAAUUUCCGGGCCCUUGUGGCUUGGAUCUUUGGCGUAUGGCCUCUCAUGCCGGGAUUUGUCAAUGCCGUCUCUUCAAACCCAAUAGGAGUCUCGAUAGGCUGGACACGCUGCUACGAUCUUGCGUGGCCCUUGGGCUUCGUCGUCAGCGCAGCCGUUCACAUCUUUCUCAACAAGGUGUUUGCCCCAGUGGGCCUUGGCCAAACCGACGAGGACGACGUUUUUGGGACUUUUACCGAACGAUGCACCAAGAUGCCUUCACCGAAGGCGACUACGCCGAUUGAGUCAGUGGAUCUGUUCUAUCUGCUUGUCAAGAGUCAAGACUGGGCUUUCCGGAUGCCUGUGGGGUCUUACGUGAAGAAGUUCGAGGGCAAGCGGGCACAAAUGGUGUUGAACUUGGACUUAUCCGGUCCGGACUACACGAGGCUAUGCGUCUCCUAG
Molecule: messenger RNA, 1803 nt
Organism: Dichomitus squalens LYAD-421 SS1
Lineage: Eukaryota; Fungi; Basidiomycota; Agaricomycetes; Polyporales; Polyporaceae
Exons: 8
Coding region: 1-1803 (600 amino acids)
Biological process (GO): nucleobase transport; transmembrane transport
Cellular component (GO): plasma membrane
Molecular function (GO): nucleobase transmembrane transporter activity
Source: RefSeq, a predicted model, not a curated record